ACGAACGAGAUUUUUGCAACAGUAGCGUAUUCGUACACUGGCUUGUCUUGACAUGUGCUAUAUUUCUCAUCCGAACGUUAUCUAAACAGCGUGAUGCUUAAGUUUCUAAUAACGCAUUCGUUCGCGCCUUUUUCGAAUACCGGAAAAUAAACUCAAGUUGUGCCGCGCGCCGAGCGAAAAACACUGUAAAUGCCUGUGAUAACGUAUGAAAGUGAAAAUCGCCCAACUUUUCAGCACCACCAUUUGUGGAAUUCGGAAAAAAACCAUUCAAACUCGAGGUGUGAAAUUACUAUAAAUUCCGACAAUGAAGAUUCCACAUUUACGAGCACUUCUCAUCAUCGUAUGAACGGAUUCAACGGUAAACCGAGUCAGCAGAUGAACGAGGAAUGUCCAAAUCAGAGAAUGCAAAGAGCAGCCAGCAUCGCGUACACGAGCGACACGCACCAAUCGGAACAACCCCUGUUGCAUUUCUUCUUACCGAAUAAAGUCGAAUACUAUUGUAACACGAAUCGAGAUCAGUUUUCAAAAAUCAACGUUCCGGCGCCUAUCGCCAACCCCAGACGCCAUUCAUCCGGAAACUGUAAUGCGGAAAGUGAUUUUAAAAAGCAAAUCAGUCCGGUACCUCCUCCGGUUCCAGCCCGUGUCCAAAAAGCACCCGCCAUACCUGAACGUAAAAACAUCCGAAAAUCACAAGACAGCCCUUCGCCCCAAACCCCACCACCAGCCAGCACAUUCGCCAAAACAAAUAAUAUCAUUCCAUCAUCAUCAUCAUCUUCCUCAACAGUAUCAACAAGCGAUCCUUCAUCAUCAUCUACCACCAAAACCACCACCUCCACCACCUCCACCACCACCUGCAACAUUACAGUCAAAUUACCACCUCCACCCCAAUCGACAUCGAAACGAGGCUCAUUCUCGCGAACCAACGCUACCGCUGCUGCCACCUCCAACGCUGCUGCUGAAACAAAAGAACCAGUAGAAAACUGUGAUCAAACCGGCGCCAAGUUCCAGGCUCAAAGAACCGAUCCGCAACAGAAACUGCAAAGUAACGCUUUCACCGAAGUCAAGACCUUGACCCCGCUUCAAAAUGCAGCCCUGUUUAACAAUUUACAAAACAAGUCCACCGCCGAAGAAGGCUACUUCAAGUUCCCCAAGGUAUCAACGCCUACCAGUUCGAAUCCAGACGAUUCAGCCGAGACUUUCUCCAGCGUUAGGAGAAAAAGUGGCAAGAAGAUACCUCCACCGAUUCACACGUACACGAAUCAAGUCAUCGAUGACGCAGAUUCGCCCAAUUUUGGUAGCAUAUCGAAAAUGUCCGUUAGACACGACUCGACUUUAUCUUGUAGCGAUGGCGGUAUCAGUCAAACGUCUUCUCCUAGUUAUCUAAUUAGAUCGUUGGAGAGUCCUUUGCUGCCCAAAGUCAAAACACACUCGACCAAUCGACACUCGAAACGUAAAUUUAUCACCGAUAAGCUUUUCUCCGAUAUUAACGAAUUCGCUAUGCCUAAAGAUAAUAAAAACCUAUCGCCUCCUGAUCUCACUAAAAGCCAAUCUACGCCCGGUGGUCUCCAAACUGUCGUCGAUUAUCAGCAAGGAGCCAAUCUACCCUAUCAGCAUAAGGUAAUUAGAAACGAAAAAAGUACCUCGUAUCUUUCGAGAAGCGAAUUAAAAUUCCAAUUUGUGCAAAUCGUGAUCAACGUGAUUGUUUUACUGGCGGUAGCCGGAGCUUUGGCGUGUUAUUUCAGAGCCUACCCGACAGUAACGACAGUCAAGUACAUAAAUUACACUACGAUAAAUGUACACAAUAUUUCGCAUCGACCUGUUAAUACCUACUACGCCGAAUAUCAUCACGCAGUUAACGAAUUCGGUUUCUACUGUUUUCCCUUAGCAGUUCGUUUCUGUCUAGAUAAUCACGUGCCAUACAACUACACCAUGUUGCCGAAUUUUUUCAACACCGGAGAACAUGAAGCUGAAAUGGAUUUAGAAAGUUUCGAAGCUAUAACCAACGUCCGAUGUUACCAAUUAGCGUCGUUGUUCUUGUGCUCAUUAUAUUCGCCAAAAUGCGGUUUAACUGGAGAACGAGUCAAGCCGUGUAGGAGUUUAUGUUUAGAAACGCAAAGAAGAUGUGGCAUAUUCUUAGAAAUAUUUGGACUGCAGUUUCCAGAGAAAUUCGACUGUUCUUGGUGCCCAUCUCAUAACAGUACAGAAGAGUGUAUCGGUCACAAUGAAAUGAAAUUGUUCGAAGAGCAAGAAAGUAUAGCAGCCUGCGUCGACGGUUUCAAAUGCGACCAACGCAGAUGCAUUCCACAAGAUUGGAGAUGCGAUGGUCAUAUCGAUUGCGAAGACGAAACAGACGAAUUGAACUGCAAACAAUGUCCAGGUCAAUUACAUUGCGGCAUGGGACAAUGUAUCGCCACUUCUCAUAUCUGUGACGGAGUUCUUAAUUGCCCUUGGGGUCAAGACGAACGAAAUUGUGUACGUCUAGACGAGCAAAUGGGCGAUGUAGGAUCUGGUAACGUUGAAGUAUUCGUAGCCGAAGACAAAGCCUUUAGAACAGCUUGCAUCAGAGAAUGGGAUCAACAAAACUCACCCCAGCUGAUCUGCGAACUACUAGGAUACAAAUAUUUGAAUCAUACUGAUUUGCAAAACAAGAGCGAAAACACUCAGAUCCAAUACAUUCAGUAUAACAAAGAGAACGUGGAGAAAAAUAAAAUAAUGUUAUUUCACGAUCUGAAAAAUUGCCAAAACAAUGGCCAUUAUCCGACUGUAAGAGCCCUUUGUUCCUCGUAUGAAUGUGGAGUACGUAAACAAUCGUUAGGAUAUCCGAGUACCCGAAUUGUUGGCGGUGUUCCCUCGAAUCCAGGUGAUUGGCCGUUUUUAGCUGCCAUCUUGGGUGGACCUAUGGAAAUAUUUUAUUGCGCCGGUGUUCUGAUAAGUGAUCAGUGGGUCAUGUCUGCUGCUCAUUGUGUAGGACACUAUAAUUUAUCGCAUCCUCCUCUUGACUGGACCAUACAACUUGGAAUGACCAGAAGAUCAUCGCAUUCGUAUUUUGGACAAAAGUUGAAAAUCAAAAGAGUGAUUCCUCAUCCUGAGUAUAACGUCGGAGUACCUCAUGAUAACGAUAUAGCCUUGUUCCAGCUCAGAGAUCGUGUAAAGUUUCACGAUCAUUUGUUACCGGUGUGUAUGCCUAAUGCGACAACCACUUUGGAACCUCCUCGAAACUGCACUGUCAUCGGAUGGGGCAAACGAGAAGAUAACGAAAUUUCCGAUUACGAACCGACCGUGUACGAAGUCCAAGUACCAAUACUAAGUCGACAAUUAUGCAAUACCUGGUUACGUAAAAGGAACCUGAAUGUCUCUCCUGGUAUGAUUUGCGCCGGUUACGAACACGGUGGUAAAGAUGCCUGCCAGGGUGAUUCUGGUGGACCAUUACUUUGCCAACAUCGGAACCAACCCGAUAGAUGGUUCGUUGGAGGAAUCGUCAGCUGGGGAAUCAAAUGUGCCCAUCCUCAUUUACCCGGUAUCUAUGCAAAUGUUCCUAGAUUUGUUCCUUGGAUUGAAGAACAGAUGAAAAUGUAUAAAGAUGAACGCCGUUUUAAACAUUAACUUAAUUAAAUAUCAGAAUGGAUCUAACAAACGCACAUAUCUUGAUGUGGAUAUGGUAACUUUACCUUUGAAAUUUUCGAUCUCAAUAUCUUUUGAAAUAAAUUUUCAAUUCCUUACAUAUCUAUUUGCUUCGUUUACUCGAACGAAGCCUUUGAAAUUUUCUAUUCAAAUUUACGAGUACUUUCAAGAUCAAAACCAUAGUUGAUGCUUGUGAGUGGUUCUUUUUUUUUUUUACAUAAUUCUGUGUAUUUCGGUGGCAAUUGAUGUCGAAUCCGUAGAAAUUUCUUUUGCGGUUUUAGAAUAAGCAUAGGCUCGAAAAAAAAACCUUAUUCAUUGCCCAAAAUUAAACGAGUACGUAGGUAUUCGUAAUGGUUACCGAUUUGUUAAAGCAAGUUACCUAUUUUGUUUCGUGAAACGAGUUUUUGAAAUUAAAAGUAGGUCUGUUAGACUUAGGUAGGUAGGUUUUAAGUGAAAAAAUUAAUGUUGAGUAAUGAAAAGCAAAAUUCAGUAUUCAAUUUAUCCAAUCCAAUUUCCUUUUUGUGUUUCUUUUUCCCACUGAAAAUUGUAGUUAUCUUCUCACUAUAAAGUAUUUGUAAUGGAUGUCAAAUUACAAUUAGAAAGAAAUCUGUUAAAUACUUAAAACUGUAUUGAAGAUAAUAGCGUUAAAUAUGACUGGUUGUGGUACACAAUGAAGGUUAUACAGUAAUUUUUCAAUUGGACAAUUAUUUUGUUGUUUUUUUUUUUCGUGUGUGUCGAUCGUAAAUUUAAUUUAUUAAGACGUAUGUUACUCGUAUUUAUACGACGAACGUAUAAAUAAAAUCCCCAAAACUGUAUGUCAAAUUAGUUCCCUUUUUAUACAUAUAUGUUGAACGAAAGUACAAAAGAAGUAUAGUGAGAUGUUUAGAGAAAGAGAGAUUGUGUGAUCAGUAGCGGAGAUUUUUCCCUCAUCGAUGUAAUUAAUAAUUCUAACGCAUGUGUGUAGAUUUUCUAUAGUCAUUGUUGAUAAUAUAGUAAUAUUUUUUCAAACGAGUAUUUAGUACAUCAAAUGUAUACUGAUUUAAAUUUACCUACACUUAUCAAAUUGUAGUUGAUUCGUUUGGAUCUGUUAUAUAGAUUAUCUAUCUCAGACCUGAUGAGGUAAAUUUGAAUCAUACUCGAAUAAUUUUAUCGUAUUUCUGUACAUUAGGAUGUUUUUAUUUUAAAAGCGUUUUGUACAAAAUUAAUUUUAGUUGCCCUUUAAAUGUUCUCGCUGUGAUUACUUUUCUAGAUACUAAUUUACGUAUUGAUGUGUAUCGCCUUUAGUCAAUGUGUUGUUUUUUUCCAACGAUGAUUUGUUUAUCAUAAAAAAAAAACUUUGUAUAUCUUCAGCAUCAUUUCGAAAUUUUUUUUCUCAAAUCUCAUCUGAAUCUACUUAUAUACGCGAAGAAAAUUUUAUAUGUUUUAAAACUCUUUGAAUGAUGCUUGUUUUAUACGCGUGUACAAAAUUAUGUGCCUUCUUAGAUGUGUGUGAUCUAUUUGUGCUCACUUUACCGUUUGAUUGCUAUAAUUCUAAAUUAUGGUCAUUAAGAAAUUUUAUAUUUUAAAUUUUGUGUGUUGAUUAACUAAAAAUACAAAUUUGUGUUUGCUAUAA
This is a messenger RNA of Planococcus citri (citrus mealybug), 5233 nucleotides long. RefSeq lists its product as uncharacterized. Gene Ontology annotation, biological process: proteolysis. Lineage: Eukaryota; Metazoa; Arthropoda; Insecta; Hemiptera; Pseudococcidae. The record is from RefSeq and is a predicted model, not a curated record. Gene Ontology annotation, cellular component: membrane. Gene Ontology annotation, molecular function: protein binding; serine-type endopeptidase activity. Bases 190 to 3603 code for a protein of 1137 amino acids. The transcript is spliced from 18 exons.